GCAGUGAAGAAACUCUCCGAACAAGUAUCUCAGUAGCUGUUUGGAUCGUUCAACAAGACAAAUAUACAGCUAGAGAGCAGAAUCGUAUUACUCCAGCGUCUCAUGCUGGAGAAGCCAGUCUGGGCAUGCGGAUUGCGACAUACCAUUUUCUGUUUGAUGCUGAUUCGUGACAUCAUAUCCUUGUGCAAGCAAACAGGAAAAUGCUUUUGCGUGCUUAAACAGGGGAUUUACCACUUCCUCCUCUGAUACCUUGUACUUUCCGGUGAAGCGAAAGGCAGAACUGUGUUCAGAUCAGCUUUGAUUAUUCUCCGUGGUCUGACAAGACCUAAAAGGAGAACUAAAACGUACUUAUUCGAUAGUCUUGGUUUGACUUAUUUAGGCCUAGUUUAAAGUUUACACAGUCCAGAUCCAAAAAAAUGGGGAGUACAAAUGCCAGUGUCUGUGUGGUCAACGACAACAUGGUGCCCUUCGCCACAGUCUACAUCCUCAUCUUCCUGAUUGGAAUGGCUGCCAGCCUGGUGGCGCUGUGGGCUUUCAUAACCAGCCGAAGUGCUAAAAAGUGCAUUAAUGUUUACCUCAUCAAUCUUCUGACGUCCGACUUCCUCCUCAUGUUGGCGUUACCUGUCAAGAUUGCCAAAGAUCUGGGCAACGAUUCUAAGAGUUUGAUCAUCUUUCACUGCCAAGUGAGUGCGCCGCUCAUCUACAUCAACAUGUACGCGUCUAUCAUCUUUCUAGCUUUCGUUAGCGUGCAGCGCUACCUCCAGAUCACCCGCAGCUCCAAACUGCUGCGACUGCAGGAAGUGGGCUUUGCGGUGCUCAUGUCUUCGGUGGUCUGGUUCCUCGUGCUCUUCAUCAACGUGCCCAACAUGGCCAUUCCUAUCAAAGAAAACAUUGAAGACAAAGUUGGGCUAACAUGUUCGGAUUUAAAAGAGGAUUUGGGCAAGCACUGGCACGCUUUGUCUGUGUUUCUGGGCAUGGCCAUCUUCUUCAACUCCUCGGUAGCGGUGCUGUUGUCCAACGGCCUGGUGCUGAAGCGGCUCUGGGGUCGGCGUGAAUCUGACCCCGAGGAACAGGCUAGUGCCCAACAUGCCUUCAUAAAUAUCGCAUUGGUGACCUUGGCAUACGUGGUGUGCUUCGUGCCAUACCACAUUGUGCGUAUGCCGUACACUUUUACUCAGAUAAAGGUCAUCACCGAAUGCACAUUAAGGAAAAGUCUCUUCCUGGCUAAAGAGUCGACUCUGCUUCUCGUCAUCCUGCACCUGUGCUUUGACCCAGUGCUGUACUUUGUCAUCUGCCGUGCAUUCAGGAAUCAGAUCACGAAGGCCUUCUCAAAGAGAGGCAGCGUUCCAACCGCAGACACAUAGUGAAAAUUCACUUGGAGGAGAGUUAUGGACCAAGUACCAGUGCAAAGUCAUUUGCUGAAUGUCAAUGUAGGGUCAAGAAAGAGAGAAACUGGGGAUCGGUAAUGUAGGAAAAGCAAUAAAUUCAGCAAAGCAGAAGACUGAAAUCUGUGGAGAAGGAUCUUUUGCCAAAAAUGGCCCAAAAUGUCAGCUGAAAUUCUAGUUCAUAAACAUUUUGGAGCAAAAUAUGUACAUAUGUAAACAUAAUCCUUCUAAUAUGUGACCCUGGACCACAAAACCAGUCAUAAGGGUCAAUUUUUCGAAA
Molecule: messenger RNA, 1665 nt
Organism: Sinocyclocheilus anshuiensis
Lineage: Eukaryota; Metazoa; Chordata; Actinopteri; Cypriniformes; Cyprinidae
Product: probable G-protein coupled receptor 171
Exons: 2
Coding region: 417-1364 (315 amino acids)
Biological process (GO): G protein-coupled receptor signaling pathway
Cellular component (GO): membrane
Molecular function (GO): G protein-coupled purinergic nucleotide receptor activity
Source: RefSeq, a predicted model, not a curated record